Megalops cyprinoides (Indo-Pacific tarpon) is the source of this 2376-nucleotide messenger RNA. Its product is annotated as protein FAM189A1-like. The coding region runs from base 1 to 2376 and encodes 791 amino acids. Gene Ontology annotation, cellular component: membrane. The transcript has 12 exons. The record is from RefSeq and is a predicted model, not a curated record. Lineage: Eukaryota; Metazoa; Chordata; Actinopteri; Elopiformes; Megalopidae.
AUGCCACUAAGUGCUAUGCCCAGGGGCCGCUCGCUGAGCCCGGUGUCCCUGUCCCGUAGUCUUUCGAGGCUCCGGGAGUUUCGGACUCGGACCCGCAUCAUGCUUUCUCUCGGAGUUUCACAGAUGGUCUUGGGAAGUCUGAUUCUGGCUGUCAGUUUCGCCGCUUUGGCUCUCACUACCUCGCCAAGGGUCAGACAUUCAUGUCCCUUCUGGGCUGGCUUUUCCGUGCUGCUGUCUGGCCUGAUUGGAGUGGUGUCCUGGAAGAGGCCUCUCUCGUUGGUGAUCACCUUCUUCAUGCUCCUGUCAGCGGUGUGCGUUAUGCUCAACCUGGCCGGGUCCAUACUGUCCUGUCAGAAUGCCCAGCUGGUCAACUCCCUGGAAGCCUGUCAGCUGAUCAAGUUUGACAGUGAUGGGGUGUGCGUGUGCUGUGAGAUGCAGCACCAGAACUCCGGCUGCAACAACCUGGGAGAGACACUGAAACUCAACCCCCUGAGGGACUGCAACACCAUCCGCCUGCGCCUCAAGGAGCUGUUGUUCAGUGUGUGUGCCCUGAAUGUCAUCUCCACCAUCGUGUGUGCCCUGGCCACCGCCAUGUGCUGUAUGCAGAUGGUCUCCACCGAUGUUCUGCAGAUGUUCAUGCCGCACCGAUCGCGCGGCCUCAACGGAGACUGCAUGACCCCGCACGGCACCAUCCUCCACCAGACCCUCGACUUUGACGAGUUCAUCCCGCCCAUCCCCCCGCCGCCCUACUACCCCCCGGAGUACACCUGCACCCCGGUGAUGGAGACGCAGAGGGGCCUGCACCUGGACUUCCCACACUCUCCCUUUAGCGCCAUCUAUGGAGUGCCCAUCAACAGUCCCGGGAUGCUCUACCCCUCAGAGUUACCCCCUCCCUAUGAGGCUGUGGUGGGGCAGACCCCUGCCAGUCAGGUCACCACCAGCCUCGAGCAGCAAGCCACAGAGUCCAGCCCCUGUGAGAGGAACACCACGGCUGACUUCAGCACUCAGGCCUCUGUGGACAGCGCCUCCCUCAUGGUGUCGGAGGUGGCGGACCUGCCUGACCACAGCUGCUCCUCGGAGGACCUGUGCUCCCUGGAGGUGCAGGGCUCGCUGCGCUCCACCUCCGACCUCUCGCCGUACGGCACGCUGCGCACCGCCGCCACCGACGGGAGCUGCACCAGCCUGGAGCACAGCGCCCGCUGCUCGCUGCGGCACCACGGCCCCGCCCGCAACGAGGACGACGAGGACGACGACGGCGGCGGCUUCAGCGAGUCCUCCCGCACGCAGGACCACUCGCCCGACUGGUCCUCGGAGAACAUCAGCACGCUGGAGAGGGAGGAGCUCGGCGUGGCCACGCCCGCGCGCUCCUGGGAGAAAGCAGGCGGCAGGGCGCUGGCCCCUCCCCCUCCUCCGCCCCCUCCCCCGCCCCCACUCCCUCCUCCCGCAUCCAGCCACGCCUCCGCGGCCCCGGCGAAUUCGGCGUGGGGUCCCCGACCUCCUGCCUCACCCUCCCCCUCCCCGCCCCCUCGGCCACGCGGCCACAAACUCUGCUUCAGCGUGUGGUCGCCCUCUUCCUCCUCCUCUUCCUCGGCCCAGCCUCCCUGCAGCUCCGCCCCCUCCGAGCGGCCCCGUCCGCAGCGUUCCGGCAGAAGGUACCGGAAGCUGGCCCGGAUCGUGCGCUCCACCAGCGAUCCCAUCUCUUGCACCUCAGUUUCCGGAAGUGAUAGCUGUGGAUGCGCCUCUGAAAGUAACCCACUCCCAGAAGAUUCCCCACAGACCUCACCUGAACCAGCUGCGUGUUCAGAGCACACGGCGGUGGUGGUGUCUUACCCAUCCUCAGCCAAGCACAGUGCCCCCGGUGGCAGGAAGCAGAAGGACGGCGCUAAGGUGGACAUCCGGCUCAAGCCUCGGGGCCUACACGCGGGCUCCUACGAGCGCCCACACUCCCUGGCUGACCUGCAGACCUACAAAGACACCAAAAUUCUGGUGGCCAAAUUCCUGGAGCACUCCAGCUGCAGUCUACCUCCGGAGGUCCAGCAGGUGGUCAACAGCAUCAAGUUUGUCAUAAAGUCUGAUGAGAGACACAUGGAGGAGGCCAUAUUCAGUGCCAAUAUUAUUGAUCAGAUGAUGACGCAGUCACAGCGCGGCACGAGCAGUCCCGGGAAGCGAGCCCACGACGACCUGCACUUGCAGAGCUGCGGGGCCCUGAGCUCCCCCUCCUCCUCCCUGCGCCGGCCCUGCGGCCCCUCGCCCCCGGCCCCCCCCCGACCCCCCGGGCCCCUCGCUCGCCGACCGGCCCCACAGCCUUGUCAGCGUGUGUCGGGAGACCAUCCUCUGACCGGGCCCGCCGACGCGCCGGGAUGCCGACGCCCAUAA